Molecule: messenger RNA, 654 nt
Organism: Melampsora larici-populina 98AG31
Lineage: Eukaryota; Fungi; Basidiomycota; Pucciniomycetes; Pucciniales; Melampsoraceae
Exons: 3
Coding region: 1-654 (217 amino acids)
Molecular function (GO): O-methyltransferase activity; S-adenosylmethionine-dependent methyltransferase activity
Source: RefSeq, a predicted model, not a curated record
AUGUCUACCCCUAUUUAUGUAGUCUGUGAUAAUCCUUCUCGCAGGGUCUCAGUUUUAUUAGCAGAGGCCCGUAAGAUGUUGUCGGAUAUCAAUAAAGGUGGCAAUGGAGGAACUGGUCGAGAUGCCGAAUCGGCGAAAAAGAGUUUGGAGUCUAUCUUAAUUGAUGCUCAGGCUGUGGUCGAUGAUCAAGAUGACUUUGUGCAACGCAGUUCGAAUGUGCCCGAUCCCAAAGCCCAAUGGACCAAAAUCUUGAACGAGAUGAUAGCCGCUACUCAAACGACUGAUUGGGCAGGUCUCUACGCUUCUGGUCAAAUUAGUUUCAAAUUGGUGCCUGUCAUGUCUUCAAACACUUACGAAGCAGGAAUUCUCGCAUUCAUGACUAGCCUUGUCAAACCUCGUCGCAUCUUAGAGAUUGGUACAUUCACCGGCACGAUGGCUCUUGCCUUUGCGGCAGCGAAGUCUGUGGAAAAAGUCGUUACACUUGAGGUCGAGCCCUUCCUUGAGGGUUGGUGUCGCCCCUUCUGGAAGCGUGCUGGGGAAGGCUUGAAUGAAAAGAUUGAUAUGCGAGUGGGGGAUGCAAGGAAGGUUAUAGAUGAGAUGGGUCAAAAGGGCGAAGCACCGUUCGAUAUGGAAUUGGUCGCAAGGCUUCUUUGA